ACUGAUCCAACAGCUCCAAUGCAUAAACAGCAAUCCAUGAUUUUAGUAGAUAUAAACUCCCCAGGUAUAAAGAUAGAGCGACCACUGACAGUGUUUGGUUUUGAUGAUGCACCACAUGGGCACGCGGAAAUACUGUUUGAGAAUGUGUGUGUCUCAGAGAAGAACAUUGUUCUUGGAGAGGGGCGUGGGUUUGAGAUUGCACAGGGUAGGUUGGGUCCUGGAAGGCUGCAUCAUUGCAUGAGGUUAAUAGGUGCAGCUGAACGUGGUAUGCAGAUGAUGGUUCAGAGGGCUAGUGAGAGAAGAGCUUUUGGAAAGUUUAUUGCUGAGCAUGGUUCAUUCCGUUCUGAUGUUGCCAGAUGCCGAAUAGAAGUGGAGAAAACGAGAUUGCUAAUUCUGGAAGCUGCAGACCAGCUUGAUCGGUUAGGGAACAAAAAGGCUCGUGGUACCAUAGCAAUGGCAAAGGUAGCAGCUCCAGAUAUGGCACUGAAAGUAGUUGACAUGGCAAUGCAAGUGCAUGGAGCAGCUGGGCUAUCAGGGGACACUGUUCUAGCACAUCUGUGGGCUACAGCCAGGACGUUGAGAAUAGCAGAUGGUCCAGAUGAAGUGCACUUGGGGACCAUUGCAAAGUUAGAGUUACGGAGAGCCAAACUGUGAUCAUCCUGAAUCCUGAAGACACAAUAAAUAAUGUACGUUUAUUAAGGAGGAAAUAAAUUUGGAUUGCACUCACUUUGUAAUUUAAAAUUUUUUUAGUUAACGCCCCAUCGGGACAUAUGAUCCGGCGGAAAAAGAAAUAAAUGGUAUGGCUUGCAAAUUGCAUAAA
Messenger RNA from Ipomoea triloba (trilobed morning glory), 820 nucleotides. RefSeq names its product probable acyl-CoA dehydrogenase IBR3. Gene Ontology annotation, molecular function: oxidoreductase activity, acting on the CH-CH group of donors. The annotation marks the transcript as partial. The record is from RefSeq and is a predicted model, not a curated record. Lineage: Eukaryota; Viridiplantae; Streptophyta; Magnoliopsida; Solanales; Convolvulaceae. The transcript is spliced from 4 exons.